AUGCAGCAGCCCGAGGAGGGCGUGACGGCCGUUGAGAAGAUGGGGGACUCGCAGCUUAACGAGAAGCCCAUCGACAAGCGCGAUUCGGAUACCGCUUCCGCAUCAACAAAGGAGCACGAAAGCACGACCCCAGUCGCGACAGACGAAGAUGCGAUCUAUGCUCACUUGCCCGAGCAUGAGAAGGAGAUAUUGAAGCGACAGCUAGAUGCACCGCUCGUCAAUAUAUCCUACUUCGGUCUAUAUCGCUAUGCAUCCCGCAUCGACAUACUCAUCAUUGUUAUUAGCACACUCUGCGCUAUCGCCGCCGGUGCUGCCUUGCCUCUCUUCACCAUUCUCUUUGGCUCCUUGGCUACGGCUUUCCAAAAGAUUAUGCUCCGCACCAUUGCCUAUGAUGAAUUCUACCACCAGUUGACCCACAAUGUUUUGUACUUCGUCUACCUAGGCAUCGGAGAGUUCGUCACUGUCUACGUCAGCACUAUUGGCUUCAUCUACACCGGAGAGCAUGUCACUCAGAAGAUUCGAGAGCACUACCUCGAAGCCAUUCUGCGCCAGAACAUCGCCUACUUCGACAAGCUUGGUGCGGGUGAAGUGACUACCCGUAUCACAGCCGACACCAACCUCAUUCAGGAUGGUGUCUCCGAAAAGGUGGGUUUAACCCUAACUGCCGUCGCUACCUUCGUGACUGCCUUCGUGGUUGCAUAUAUCAAGUAUGCCCCCUUGGCUGGCAUUUGUACUUCAACUAUGGUCGCGCUGGUCGUGAUUAUGGGUGGAGGCUCCAGACUGAUCAUCAAGUACGGCAAGCUUUCCUUGGAAAGCGCCGGUGCCGGUGGAACUGUGGCAGAGGAAGUCAUCAGCUCGAUCCGCAAUGCGACUGCAUUCGGCACUCAGGACAAGCUCGCGAAGCAGUACGAGUCCCACUUGCGUCACGCAGAGCGUUGGGGCAUGCGUCUGCAAAUGAGCCUCGCCGUGAUGGUCGGUAUUAUGUUUGGACUUAUGUUCAUGAACUACGGCCUCGGAUUCUGGAUGGGAUCUCGAUUCCUGGUGGAUGGUAAGGUUGACGUCGGACAUGUCUUGACUAUCUUGAUGGCUAUUCUUAUCGGGUCUUUCUCCCUGGGCAAUGUCAGCCCGAACGCCUCGGCAUUUACCAACGCUGUGGCAGCCGCUACCAAGAUCUUUGCGACUAUCGACCGUGUAUCCCCGCUAGACCCUACUUCUGAUGAAGGCAUCAUCCUUGACCACGUCGAGGGUCACAUCGAAUUCCGCAAUGUGAAACACAUCUAUCCUUCUCGCCCCGAAGUUACAGUGAUGAAUGAUGUUUCACUCGCUAUUCCUGCUGGUAAAACUACCGCGUUGGUCGGUCCUUCGGGCUCUGGCAAGAGUACUGUCGUCGGUCUUGUCGAGCGGUUCUAUCUUCCAGUCGGCGGCCAAGUGUUCUUGGAUGGCCACGACAUCCAAACUCUCAACCUGCGAUGGCUGCGUCAGCAGAUCUCGCUGGUCAGCCAGGAACCUGUUCUGUUUGGCACAACCAUCUAUCAAAACAUUCGCCACGGUCUGAUCGGAACACGCUUCGAGCAUGAGCCUGAGGAGAAGGUCAAGGAGCUCGUUGAGAAUGCCGCUAAGAUGGCCAACGCACACGACUUCAUUAUUGCUCUUCCGGAAGGUUAUGAAACUAACGUCGGCCAGCGUGGAUUCUUGCUGUCUGGAGGCCAGAAGCAACGCAUUGCCAUCGCUCGUGCUAUGGUCAGUGACCCCAAGAUUUUGCUUCUAGAUGAAGCUACUUCAGCACUGGAUACCAAGUCCGAGGGUGUCGUCCAGGCAGCGCUUGAUCGCGCUGCUGAGGGUCGCACUACCAUUGUCAUUGCCCAUCGUCUAUCCACUAUCAAGUCCGCGCACAAUAUCGUUGUCUUCGUCAACGGGUCGAUUGUUGAGCAAGGUUCCCACGCCCAGCUGACUGACCAUGAUGGUCCUUACUUCAAACUGGUCGAGGCCCAGCGCAUCAACGAGGAGAAGGAUGCAGAUGCUUUGGACGCGGAUGAGGAUGAGAGUGAGGAUGGCAAGCACAUGGCCAAGUCUCACAUCGCACGCGUCAAGUCAGUUGCUAGUGGCUCAACCAUUAGGAAGGAUGAGGCCGAAACAUUCCAGGAGACAAUGCAUCGCCAGGAGUCUCGCAAGUCCGUGUCCAGUGUUAUUCUCUCGCAGAGGACUGCUGAAGGCGCCAGCAAGUAUUCACUUUUGACUCUGAUCAAGUUUAUCGGCUCGUUCAACAAGGAAGAGCGGUGGUUCAUGGCCAUCGGUCUUUUCUUCUCGAUUCUCGCCGGUUGUGGACAACCCACCCAAGCUUUCUUGUAUGCCAAAGCCAUCAGCUCACUUUCCUUACCCGAAAGCCAGUAUGCCAAGCUCAGAUCGGAUGCCAACUUCUGGUCACUGAUGUUCUUUAUCGUCGGUAUUGUUCAAAUCAUCACCUUCUCGUCCCACGGUAUCGCCUUCGCCUUUAGCUCCGAGAGAUUGAUUCGCAAGGCUCGCAGCAGCGCCUUCCGAGUCAUGCUCCGACAGGAUAUCAACUUCUUUGAUCGUGAGGAAAAUAGCACCGGCGCCUUGACCUCUUUCCUCUCAACUGAAACCAAGCACUUGGCCGGUAUUAGUGGUCAAACUCUUGGAACAAUUCUCAUGACUUCGACAACUCUCAUCGCUUCAAUCGUUAUCGCACUUUCCUUCGGAUGGAAGCUUGCCCUCGUUUGCAUGUCUGUCAUUCCCAUUCUUCUCGGCUGCGGCUUCUACCGCUUCUAUAUGCUUGCCGCGUUCCAGGCACGUUCCAAGGUAGCCUAUGAGGGAUCAGCCAGCUACGCCUGCGAGGCUACAUCUGCCAUUCGCACUGUGGCUUCGCUUACCCGUGAGACCGAUGUCUGGGCAUUCUACCACGCUCAACUCGAUAACCAGGGCCGCAAAAGCUUAAUCUCGGUAUUCAAGUCAUCGCUCUUGUACGCAGCCUCUCAGGCCUUGGUCUUCUUUUGUGUCGCCCUCGGCUUUUGGUACGGUGGAACUCUGCUCGGUCACCAUGAAUACGACGUGUUCCGGUUCUUCGUCUGCUUCAGUGAAAUCUUGUUCGGUGCCCAGUCCGCUGGUACAGUGUUCUCCUUCUCCCCGGACAUGGGCAAGGCCAAGAACGCCGCCGCUGAAUUCCUCAAGCUGUUCGAGCGUCGGCCCACCAUUGACACAUGGUCAGAAGCGGGCGAGAAUUUGGACCAUUGCGAGGGAACUAUCGAGUUCAAGGAUGUUCACUUCCGCUACCCUACUCGUCCCGAGCAGCCCGUGCUUCGCGGCUUGAACCUCACCGUCAAGCCUGGCCAGUACAUUGCCCUGGUCGGACCCAGUGGAUGCGGCAAGAGUACCACUAUUGCCCUUCUCGAGCGAUUCUACGAUGCCCUUUCUGGUGGUGUCUACGUGGACGAUAAGAAUAUCGCCGACCUCAAUGUCAAUUCUUACCGCAGUCACCUGGCGUUGGUCAGUCAGGAGCCCACUCUCUACCAGGGUAGCAUCAAGGAGAAUAUCCUGCUCGGUAGCGCCAACGCAGAUCCCACCGAUGAGGAGCUAGUCCAAGUCUGCAAGGAUGCCAACAUCUACGAGUUCAUCAUGUCUCUCCCCGAUGGCUUUAACACCAUUGUCGGUAACAAGGGAGGCAUGUUGUCCGGUGGCCAAAAGCAGCGCGUCGCUAUCGCCCGUGCUCUCCUUCGCAACCCCAAGAUCUUGCUUCUGGACGAAGCCACCUCGGCCCUCGACUCUGAGUCUGAGAAGAUCGUCCAGGCUGCUCUGGACGCUGCCGCUCGCGGUCGUACCACUAUUGCCGUUGCUCACCGUCUCAGUACAAUUCAAAAGGCCGACAUUAUCUAUGUGUUCGACCAAGGCAAGAUUGUUGAGAGCGGCACCCACACCGAGCUCCUGCGCAACAAGGGUCGCUACUUCGAGCUGGUCAAUCUCCAGUCUCUUGGCAGGGCCGCCUAA
This is a messenger RNA of Penicillium roqueforti, 3999 nucleotides long. RefSeq names its product ABC multidrug transporter Mdr1 (gene mdr1). The transcript has a single exon. Gene Ontology annotation, biological process: transmembrane transport. Gene Ontology annotation, molecular function: ATP hydrolysis activity; ATP binding; ABC-type transporter activity. The record is from RefSeq and is a predicted model, not a curated record. Gene Ontology annotation, cellular component: membrane. Bases 1 to 3999 code for a protein of 1332 amino acids. NCBI's taxonomy places the organism in Eukaryota, Fungi, Ascomycota, Eurotiomycetes, Eurotiales, Aspergillaceae.